Molecule: messenger RNA, 993 nt
Organism: Chara braunii
Lineage: Eukaryota; Viridiplantae; Streptophyta; Charophyceae; Charales; Characeae
Source: the annotation of a GenBank genome assembly
CGGGUACGAACGAAAAAAUUCACGGCGUUAAAGUAGCGGGUCUGAGGAAGUUAACUUUUUUUUCUUCAGGGUGCAGAGGACACAGCAGUGCUGCGCGGCGUUCACUGCAUUUCACUGCAUAGCGGGUCUGAGGAAGUUAACUUUUUUUUCUUCAGGGUGCAGAGGACACAGCAGUGCUGGGCGGCGUUCACUGCAUUUCACUGCAUUUCACUGCAUUCCCCUCCCCUUCCCCUCCCCCCCCCCCCCCCCCCCCCCCCCCCCCCCCCCCCCCCCCCCCCCCUGGUGCCAUUGGAGCGCGCGCAACCGAGCACGAGUAUUCUCUACGGCUAUGGCGAUCUCCUCGCGAUCUUUCGCUUGCGAACGGCGGGGCUCGCAAAGGUUCGUCAUCUCAAUGGCGACAACAAUUCUUUUCGUGGUCGUUGUCGGUUGUGCAGCCGACGGCGGCGUGGUGGCUACCGCUGAGGUGGCACCCCGCCCUCCAGCCCGCACGGGCUUCGCAGAUCUCAUCAAAGGAGUCGUUGCCCUGGUAAGUAAUGCGGGAAACGAUCUAGGAGACGAGGUUUGCCUCUAUCACGAUCGCGGCGUCUGCAAUGCCCAUUCCACUUGUACAUGGUGUGUAGCUUGGGCGGUGCCAUCGGAUUGCUACAUCACCGCACAGGCCGUAAGUCUGCCAAGCGGUGUCUUUGAUUGUGACAAAAUCAAGCGGGGGGCGAGUGGAGAAGUCGAGACGGAGGACCUUAUUCGCAUGCCAUAGUGGUGUUGGGUGAUUUGCGUGGUGGUGGUGGUGGUUGGGCGGGCGCAGUACUGAAGCUGUGGGGCAAAUUGUGAAUGUAGCGGUAGACUAUAGAUAGAUAUAGAUAUAUAUAUACACUGCUAUCUAUCUAUCUAUCUAUAUAUAUAUAUACAUGUGCAGAGAAGAUGGGGGAAACUGUACUGGGAGAAGGUAGGCCAUAGCAUCUCUCCCUUUGGAGGUGCACGUUCCGUGUCAAUAAA